AAGAUGGCGCUGCGCGCGCUAGUUGGAGUGAAACGUGUCAUCGACCAUGCGGCUAAGGUGUAUGUACACCCCAACAAGCGGGGCAUGAUAAAAGAAGGACAAAAGCACUCAAUUAAUCCAUUCUGUGAGAUCGCGGUGGAGGCGGCUGUCCGUCUAAAGGAACAGAAUGUUAUAAAAGAGAUCAUUGCCGUAUCUGUGGGAUGCGACAGGGCAAAAGAACAACUGCACACGGUGCUGGCCUUGGGGGCUGACAAGGCGCUGCUGAUUCGGACUGAGCUCGAGCCAGAUCAAACACUACAGCCUCUAGCCGUAGCAAAGCUCUUCAAGUCAAUCAUCGACAAAGAAAAGCCGAAUAUUGUGUUCUUAGGAAAACAAGCGAUUGACGCCGAUAGCAAUCAAGUUGGUCAGCUUUUGGCAGGGUUGCUUGGAUGGCCUCAAAUAACGUUUUGCAGCGACCUGGAGUUGCAGUGCAACAGAGAGGGAUACGUUGCGAUCGGCACUAGGGAAGUCGAUCAGGGACUCCAAAAGGUCCGAGCACCUUUGCCGUUGGUCAUUACGUGCGACCUCCGUAUGAACCAACCACGUUUUGUCUCUCUCCCCAACCUUAUCAAGGCCAGAAAAAAAACAAUUAAGCUACUGGACGCACAAGAGCUUGGCGUUGAUAUCAGCCCAAGGCUACAGAUCCUCAGAGUGGAGGAGCCGCCUGAACGAAAGAGAGGAGUCAGAGUGCACAGUGUGGACGAGUUGCUGCAAAAUUUGAGAACACAGUGUGGCGUCGACCUCUGA
This is a messenger RNA of Cyclospora cayetanensis, 786 nucleotides long. Its product is annotated as electron transfer flavoprotein subunit beta. Gene Ontology annotation, cellular component: cytosol. NCBI's taxonomy places the organism in Eukaryota, Apicomplexa, Conoidasida, Eucoccidiorida, Eimeriidae. Gene Ontology annotation, molecular function: electron transfer activity. Bases 4 to 786 code for a protein of 260 amino acids. The transcript is spliced from 6 exons. The record is from RefSeq and is a predicted model, not a curated record.